GAGAGAGAGAGAGAGAUAGAGAGAGAGAGCGAUCCACGACGCUGCGCCGGUGCACCACGGGGUGCGCAUUCAAACUGACCAGCGCGUGUCUGUGAGAGCGCAGACACCUUCCUCUCUGCACAGCAUCACCGAUCAUCACCGUUGCUGCAGCUGAGCCGGUGCAGACGAGCAGCAGAGAAGCAGAAGAAGAAGAAAGAGGAGAAGAAGGAGGGAGGUGAUGUUCUCCUCUCGGCUCACUGUGAGCUCAGCGAGGGUUUGAGUCUGACAGCAGCAGCAUUUCCUUCAACUGGAGAAUAUCCCAAAACUAUCCUGAAAAUAUAAAAAAAACAGAACAAGCAGCUACACCUCAGCACCUGCGUCCUCGCUCUGCUCCACCUCGCUCUCCUCAGUCCGUAGUGCCAUGGCCUUCACCCUGUCAGAGAUCAUGGCAGCGCGGCGGCAGCAGCAGCAGCAGCAGACUCAGGCUCAGGCUCAGGCUCAGUCUCACACUCAGAGAGGAAACAGGACGACGGUGGAAGUGGACGAGUACAGCACCAACCCCACCCAGGCCUUCACCUUCUACAACAUCAACCAGGGACGCUUCCAGCCACCACACGUCCACAUGGUGGACCCGAUGCCCCACGACACGCCCAAGCCGCCCGGCUACACCCGCUUCGUGUGCAUCUCAGACACCCACUCCCGCACAGACGCCAUCCAGAUGCCGUACGGCGACGUGUUCAUCCACGCCGGGGACUUCACCGAGCUGGGGCUGCCCUCAGAGGUCAAGAAGUUCAACGACUGGCUAGGUACCCUUCCCUACGACAUCAAGAUCGUCAUCGCCGGUAACCACGAGUUGACCUUCGAUCAGGAGUUUAUGGCCGAUUUGAUCAAGCAGGACUUCUACUACUUCCCCUCUGCCUCCAAGCUGAAGCCGGAGAACUACGAGAACGUCCAGUCGCUGCUCACCAACUGCAUCUACCUGCAGGACUCCGAGGUCACCGUGAGGGGCUUCAAGAUCCACGGCUCCCCCUGGCAGCCCUGGUACUACGGCUGGGGCUUCAACCUGCCACGGGGUCAAGCUCUGCUGGACAAGUGGAACCAGAUCCCCGACAACACGGACAUCCUGGUCACACACUGCCCCCCACUGGGAUUUCUGGACUGGGUGCCGAAGAAGAUGCAGCGUGUCGGCUGCAUGGAGCUGCUCAACACGGUGCAGAGGAGAGUCCAGCCCAAGUUACACGUGUUCGGACACAUUCACGAAGGUUACGGCAUGAUGACCGACGGCACCACGACGUUCGUCAACGCCUCGGCCUGCACCGUCAACUUCCUGCCCAUGAACGCGCCCAUCGUGUUCGACCUUCCGAACCCUCGGACCACAUGACUAGAGGAGGCCGGCUCCAAAGCCCCUCCAGCCAAUCAGGAGAAGGGAGCCCGGAGAGGUAGGUGAGGUCGGCGGGCAGCUAGAAGCGAAAUCUGUAAAUACAACGCGGGUGUGCGUUUGACGCGGCGCAGACUGCGUGGAGACGGAGUGGAGUAAACUUCUUGUGUCAUUUCCAUGUGCCAACUUUUCUUCAUCUCAAUGCUGAGAGUAAAAAACGGACAAAUGGUCGAGAGGAAAGCGGUCAAAAGCGAGCACUCGGACGUUUUUUCUGCGCUCUCUUACUGCACUGACAAUCUUGACUUUGCUCUCAAAGAGACUCCUGGACGUCUGUGUCGACUUUUUAUUUCACUUCAAAGUUAAACUGCAAACAUCUGACUGAAAGCUCGACAGGAGUUUUGGUUUUUUGCAGCACCGGAACAUUCUCCAAGCGAGAACUUUCCUCGCUCUCUCUCAGUUUUGAACGUUCAUUUUCCAUCUUUUUUUUUUUUCUUCCUCCUGUUUCUCUGCCCUCCUCAGGCGUGUGUGGUUAUUUUUUUAUUUUUUUUUGCAAGUGUAUGUGUGAGAUCAAAGCGAGCGUGUGAGGGCAGCGAGAGGUCUGUGCCAGGGGUGUUUAGAGAGUCGGGAUGUCAAACAUGUUGACACCGCUCCCCUGGGCCUCAUUACGGCGCUCGUCAGCCGUGUUAGCAGGCCGAGAGGAGGACGCGCAGGAAACCACCAGCUGCACUUCUCCCUUAUUUUCCUUUCCCCCCCGCUUCUCAAUAUUUGAUGCUGCGGAGCUCAGACUUUUAGCGAGGAUAUCUUGCUUUUUGGACUCGGUUAGCACGCCACGCUACAUGCUAACGAUGUAAGAGAUUGAACAUUUGAUCCUUUCUAAGAGGAGUAAAGCUGUAACUUAAUGUACUGUAACCGGUCUAUGUAAAUGUUCUCUGUCAUUGUAAAGACAAAAUACUUUUUCUUGAAGAUUUCCAAGUUGUUGCGAUGCUUUUCAAAGAAUCCUUGUUCAUAUUUGUGUGCUUGUAACCUUUCUUUUGAUGUUUCUAAGUCAUGUAAAUGCUUAUUGUUGUGUUUCUUCUUCUUCUCUGUGAAGCAGGUCGGCGCCGUUCAUGAUGAUUUCUAGCACCUCAUGUCCCCGAGCGUCACGUCUUGUGUUUU
Molecule: messenger RNA, 2512 nt
Organism: Labrus mixtus (cuckoo wrasse)
Lineage: Eukaryota; Metazoa; Chordata; Actinopteri; Labriformes; Labridae
Gene: mpped1
Product: metallophosphoesterase domain containing 1
Exons: 7
Coding region: 401-1360 (319 amino acids)
Molecular function (GO): hydrolase activity
Source: RefSeq, a predicted model, not a curated record